Cladophialophora bantiana CBS 173.52 is the source of this 945-nucleotide messenger RNA. RefSeq lists its product as uncharacterized. The transcript has 3 exons. The coding region runs from base 1 to 945 and encodes 314 amino acids. The record is from RefSeq and is a predicted model, not a curated record. NCBI's taxonomy places the organism in Eukaryota, Fungi, Ascomycota, Eurotiomycetes, Chaetothyriales, Herpotrichiellaceae.
AUGCCUACGCAUCCUUCUUGGUCUUUCUUGAUUGAGAAUCCAUCUGGGACCCGAGUGCUUUUCGACCUUGGUAUCGCGGUCGACUGGAGACAAUAUGCUCCUGUGGUGUCUCGCCGAAUAACCACAAAUGGAUGGCAUAUCACGGCAGAUCGAAGCGUCGCGGACAUUAUUGAGGAUGCUGGUGUUCCCAGAGAGUCCAUUAACAGUAUCAUCUGGAGUCAUCACCAUUGGGAUCAUAUAGGCGAUCCAACUACUUUUCCACCCUCGACUGAGCUUGUGGUCGGACCAGGAUUUGUCGAGGAAUACUUACCGGGUUGGCCUACGAACGAAACUUCGUUCUUGAGGGACGCUGAUAUUAAAGGCCGGAAAGUAAGAGAAAUAUCCUUCGACGAAAGCUUGGUGUUCGGAAACCUGAGAGCGUACGACUUUUUUGGAGACGGCUCCUUCUACCUUCUUGAUACGCCGGGGCAUUCUGUAGGUCACUUGAGUGGCCUCGUUCGAACCACCAAGAACCCAGAUACCUUCAUCUUCAUGGGGGGCGACCUCUGUCACCAUGCUGGCGAGGUACGGCCUUCCAAGUAUAAGCCACUACCGAACGAAAUAGCGCCAGAGAUCCUACCCACAUUCCUGCGUCAAGUUUGUCCUGGGGCUGUAUUAGAAGAACUUCUGACAAGCAGAUCUCGAGAGGCCGAUCAAUCCUUUUUUGACCCCCGUCUUGGGUCAGACAUCCCGGAGGCGAUUCGCACUAUCGGAAAGGUGCAGGAAGCGGAUGCGAACGAGAAUGUGCUAUUUCUUUACGCCCAUGACACCAGCUUACUUGACGGGAUGGUUGAUUUAUUCCCACAAGCUGCAAACAACUGGAAGAAGAAUGGGUGGCGUGCGAAGCUUUAUUGGCAUUUUCUCGGUGACUUCCGUGAAGCCCUUGAACUCCUCGGUAAAGCAUAG